CGUGAGCUCUCUGGGGGACGCGAACUUUCGUGCGUAAAGCGGGAGAACCAGCAGCAGAGGCGCUGCGAUUCCAGUCACCCACCGAAGGCGGCGCGUGAGCUGGAGCUGAAGGGGAGGGGAGGGAAAGAAGAAAAAAAAAAAAAAAAACUCCACGGACAUCCUGGUCUGUACCACUUGAAGGAAAAGCCGGAGUGGAGGGAGGCGAAGCCAAGAGGCAGCUAAACCGGAGGAUUGGCGGUUUCUCGGGAGUUUCCAGGCAGAGGCGGGCAAGAAGCAGGGACCGCAACGGCUUGGUCGCUCGAAAACCAACGGCAGAAUUAAGUGAUUGUAACCCCAAAGGUUUAGAAGACUUUUGGAAGACUAAAUCUUGUUUCUACAAGAUCAGAACUGAAUUAAAUGGCUGAUAAACAGAUUAGGAUUUAAACUGUGACAACCACUUAAAUACUGGAUUGAUUUGUGAUGUCACAAUAAUAAAGGAUGCUCAGUUUACCUGCCAAGCUGAUCAAUGGAGGCAUAGCUGGGCUCAUUGGGGUCACCUGUGUGUUUCCUAUUGACUUGGCAAAAACACGUUUACAGAACCAACAGAAUGGCUACAGGAUGUACACCAGUAUGUCUGACUGCCUUAUUAAAACAAUCCGAUCUGAAGGAUAUUUUGGGAUGUACAGAGGGGCUGCAGUGAAUCUAACACUUGUGACUCCAGAAAAAGCCAUCAAGUUAGCUGCCAAUGAUUUCUUUAGGUACCACCUUGCCAAAGAUGGGGGCAAGUUGACGCUGCCGAAAGAGAUGCUGGCUGGUUGUGGGGCAGGGACCUGCCAGGUGAUUGUCACUACACCCAUGGAGAUGCUCAAAAUCCAGCUACAAGAUGCAGGCCGAAUUGCUGCUCAGAAGAAGUCCAUGAUAGGACAAGCUCAGCUCAGCCCGUCAUCCACUGGCACUGGAGCUGCAGAGUCGGUGGUAGAGACGCGAAUGACAGCGAUGCAAAUCACAAGAGAUUUGCUUCGGAGCAAAGGCAUUGCAGGACUGUAUAAAGGACUUGGAGCCACGUUGCUCAGGGACGUCCCAUUUUCCAUUGUUUAUUUUCCACUGUUCGCCAACCUAAAUAAAUUGGGUCAGAAGAGCCCUGAUGUCAAGGCUCCAUUCUAUGUCUCCUUCCUGUCUGGAUGCGCAGCAGGCAGCACAGCAGCCGUAGCUGUCAAUCCUUGUGAUGUAAUCAAGACAAGACUUCAGUCCUUGCAGAGAGGAGUCAAUGAGGACACAUAUUCAGGGAUAAUAGACUGUGCCAGGAAAAUCUGGCGUAAUGAGGGUCCCUUGGCCUUUUUUAAGGGGGCAUAUUGCAGAGCCUUGGUCAUUGCCCCACUCUUUGGUAUUGCACAAGUUGUCUAUUUCAUCGGCAUUGCUGAAUUCAUCCUCGACAUGUUUCCACGGCAUCGGGAUUAACCUCUCACCCUUCUUCUCAUCCAAUUGGAAUUCAUCAUAGUAUUUUUGUCAUUGUGAUGUCAGAGCAACGGCACAAAGGGUUUCAAGCAGUAAUAGUGGGAAUGAAUGUUGUCUCUAAAGUUAUUUUUCCUCAUAUCAACAUGGCCCUGAGGAGGGAUACCUAAAUAGUCAUAUCUGUUUUUUAAUUAUCAAUUUUAAAGACACUGCUUAACACAGACUGUCUGACUGGCCUGCUGUUCCUCUUGUCUAGUGGAAGAUGAGCCCCCUCUCCCCUUUUCUGGAAUUGCCAACAACUCAAGAAGGAGCAAAAGAACAGGACGUGUUUCCAUGCCUCUAUUCUUGGGGUUAGGUCUCUGGAGAAAAGAAUCAAUUGGUACCCAAUAAAAGGGAGGUCAGUUUGACCCAGGCAAUUACUGAGAUCAAAAUAUUUGUUUUUAGAUGAGUCUCCUAAACAUCCCUUCUCCAAAUUAGCUGGACUUAAUGAACUUUUGAAUAUUAAGAGAGGGCAAAGGGAAAGCUGCAUCUUAAUGUUUUGAUUUUAUGAAAAGAUCACCAUAAUAGGCCCAUGUGGGAAAAUGUACUCAGGACAACUGUGCAUUUGCCCUCUGAAACCUCAACUUUUGGAAAUGUCCAGGGUCAUGAAUGUGAGCCAUGACAGUUGGGGGAAACCAAAUUACUUUGAAUUUUUUUAAAAAAAGAAUAUGCUGGAUAAAACUCUAGUCUAAUAACAUAAAUACUCCUCUGUUUCAGCCUGAGAUGCUGCUCUCCAUGCUACUUUUCACCCCAUCCUGGUUUCACAUGUCUCUGUCUUUUAAUCAGUGUAUAGAAUGUGUUUAUUGCGCCCUUAUUUUUGUUUGGGAUCAUAGCAAGACCAAAGGCAACUGAACUCUCUUGUGGCUGGUCAGUGCUAUAAAAAAGCUGGGGAACAGAGCAUGAGGGAGGAAAACCUUGUAUGUUUCUUUAGACACACCAAAGUCAAAGAAGUUUAACCUAUAUACCAGCAGAUUAUCAUUUUUUCCCCUGAACAACAAAUUGCAUUUUUGAGAUGCCAGUUUUUAUUUUAAAGGGGAAGUUUGUGUAUUUAUUAUUUUCAUAAAAGUCAACCAUGCAUAUAUGUUCUCAUUUUAAGCUGGUUUUCUGUUGUUUUUCCCUUACAUUUGCUGUUUCAGUGGAAAAAGCCAUUCCGUUAUUGGCUGUUUCUUUCUUUUUUUGUUCUUGGCUUUGGUUAGUUCAGUCAGCUGCUUUUCUUUGAAUAUCCUUUUUGAAUAUCAAACAUUGGGAGAUAAAUUUUUUUAAAAAGAUUUAUCUUCAAAAAUUACAACACUUUUAGGGGACAGAAGAUCCAAUGUUUGGCAUGUUUUGCUUGCAUUUUAGACUUCUUGUCUCUGUAGAUUGCUUUAGUUGCUAGUAUCUUCAUUCCCUAUAAAAACAAUUUUUAUACAUAGUUGUCUUCUCUAUUCAGAAAUGUUCUUGGAUUCCAAAUCUGAAUGUUUACUAUGUUCACGUUCCUUAUGAGAUCUUUUGAAUGAUAAGGAUUUUUUUUUAAUGUGUCAUUAAUUUUUCUACUUGCUCUUUCAAAUUUAAUGUAAAACCAUGUCUGUUUUGGAAAAUUAGUUGUAGGGUUGGAGAUGGUCAAAAUAACUGUGGGGCAGGUAAGACUGGUUUAGAAUAGAAGCUAUAUUUAAUAAUUUGUUUCAUGAGACACAGAUUUUUCUUGAAAUCCUUUUAUAAGCAUUUAAUCAUGAUUUAAAACUUCUUUUGCAACAUUUCUUUCACCCAGCUAAUCUGACAUCACUUCAAAAAAAAGAACGCCUUAAGAUUUCAUUGUUAAACCAAGAAAUAUAAUGGCACAUAAUAUUUGAAUUCACUGCAACGAUAUAUUUUGAUAUUUUUGAAACAAAUUAAGCAAAAUUGUGGGUUUUUAGGAAGCACAAAAUUAGGAUUAGUUGAUGCACUUUAAUAAGUAAAGUUUAGAUCCUUAUUUUAAUUAACAUUUAGUUAGAUGAAGACUUUAAAAAUAUGACUGUCAUUUUUUAAAAAAAAGAACCAAAUGUUUAAUGUCCUCUACAAUAGUGUCUACAAGAUUAAUGGUCUGAGAUUCUAUUUUAAUUUCAAGUAAACUUUUGCUUGGGUGAAAGCAUGGAUAAAGAAAAUUAUUUAUACCUCAACUAUGUCCAGAUUAAUAAAAUUGCCACUAGAUUGCAGCUGCAUGCUGUAUCAGGCAGAUUUCCUGCUGAUUGUGGGUCAGCAAUACUGCUGGAAAAGGAGAAAAAGCAGUAUUUUGGGGCAAGGAAAACUUUACCAUGCUCCAGAUACAGUAAAAUAAGGUGUCACUAUUUCACAGGCCUUCAUAUUAUCUAGCAAUGUAACACCUAAUGCUAAUAUUUUAAAGGCAUGCUUAUGCUGCAGAGACAAUCUAAUUGGUGUGUAAUUAAUGUUUGUCUGAAUGCUUGUCAGGGGCUUGUGGCUCUGUGGAGCCAUAGUUAGCUGGGUUCUUUUCUUGUAGGGAAAUUGUGAAUCACUGCGAUAUUGACAGUCUCUUAGGUUUCUUGAUUUCCAAAGGUUUACUUGCAAGUGCUCACUUUAAAAAGAAACCCUCACAAUGUGACUUCAAGCAUAUUUUAAGUUGUAGAAGUUUUUCGUCUUGUUUUAACAGAUUUGAGUUUUUCUACUUAAGGUGCAAGAGCUUUGACAGGCCUCUUGCAGCCUAUGGUGACUUUUGCACAUUCCAUGUAACACAGUUAUAUUUAGGAUAAUCUUGAUAAAGCAAAAAGAUUGAACUGACAAUGAAUUGCUUGUAUUGUUUUUAAGUAUGUGAUUGAACUGCUAGGUGAACUGCUCCUUAUUUUUAUACAGUGAGCUUCCCAUUGCUUUUCUUUAUCAGUCUGUAUUUCAAUCUUUGCAUGAAAGCACAGGAACUUGUUGGCAAGUAAAAACUCUCUUAAUUGCAUGUUUGGAAGAAGAUGUGCUGGAGGUGAGCAUCUAAAAAUGGCCCACUUGGUACAGUAGGUCUGGGGACUGCCUUAGAAGAAAACUGUGAAGGUCCUGCCUCUAGCAAUAUCCAUCUAGAGUUUGGAUGGUGAUGAUCAUUAGGAAGGGAAGUUGAGAACUGAUGUAUAUUAAACUGAGGUGGAAUAGAAGUUAAUGGUGUUGGGUUUUUAAUAGAAUCAUGUGGAUGUCAUUUUGAACUUUUUCUGCUUUUACUUUGGACAUACUAUGGAAGACAAUGCGUACAACAUAAAAUGCAUAUAACAUUCUGGUCUACAUAAACUUGUUAGCUAAUAAAUGAUAUCACAUUUUAUAUUGUUCCCCACCAGUGUAACAUCAAUAUAAAGCUCAAUCCGAGGUCUAAUCAUGUGCUGGUUAGUUGUUGUCAUUUUUUAAAUUGUCUCUGACCCCAUUUUUGUCUGUACUCACAGGGUACAAGCAGGUUAACAGGUAACAUGUCUUAGCCACUGCGUGCUAACUGAGAAGCAACAAAUUUUCAGGAGUACGUUUCAUUUACUAAAUACAGAUUAAGUAUUCUAGGUCUUGUGCACAAGAGCUCAGAAAGGACUCUGGUUGAUUAAAUAAUAGUAUCAUGAUUAAACAUGAUAAUAGCAAAUAUCGGCUAUUUGCUGAUCCCUUCUCAAGUUCUAAAAAUAUAAUGCUAUUUAAUUAAAAUGGGUAUUGUGGAUUAAACAUAAUUUAAAAAGCUGAUGGGGUGGGUGGGUGCCCAGAAGAGAUUUGAAGGCUGCAAUAAUUUUCCUCCAGGAAAAAUGUCCCCUUUUGUUACAAUCCUCUAACUUCAAAUCUCUUCUCUGAAUGCAAAUCUGACAUUAACUGCCAUUAUUAAUAUCUUAACAAAUCUCAGUUUAAGCCUGGUUCUAUGGGGGAAUAUAGUGGGGGACAUUAACAGGGAAAGGGCAUCACAGAGUGACUUUUGUAUCCUUCUUCUGAAUAAAGCCUAUUUCAUGAAUGUUACCACCCAGAUACUCAUUUAAGGGAAUUCAUUUUGUUAGUACUUCAAAAUAUUUUAAACUAAAACUAGAGAUAGACUCUCCUGUAAAUUAUUAUGUAAGCUAAAAUGAACAUACAUUCUUUACUCUGUGAGCUUCUACUGAAAUCUUUUGCAUUAGGAAAGUUUAAUGCUGAAGAUAACAAAAUAGUAAAAUUUGAUUCUACACUUUCCAUCUAUCAAGAAUUACUUUUUGCCACAAAAUAUUAUUAAGCAGCAUUUAAAUACAGAUAAAACCAUCUUAUAAACAAAGCAAAUUAAUAAAUACAAUCAAAACCCUUUUGUGUCAGGUUUUCUUCUCAUAUGCACUUUGUCCUCUGGAUUUUUAAAAGCAAUUGGAUUCUGUGAAAAUUACAAUGGUUUGUAAUUAAUGAUGACAAUAUAACUGUAGAACUUGGGAAAAAUAAAUCAUUAGCAGAUUCAUUUAAUUAGGCAUGAUUCUGAUUCACAGAAAUCAGUGAACUUUUAUUGAGUAACACCAACAGAAGAAAAUAUCUUACAUAUGGAUAGUUUCUGUACUUUAAAUAAUUCUUGGUUAUUGAUGUUGGUUCAGUGGUGGUUGCUACCGGUUUGCCCUGGAUCAGGCAAACCGGUAGCGGCGGUGGUGGGAGGCUCCACCCACCCACUCAGACGCUUCUGCGCACUAGCGAACCGGUAGCAAACUAAAUUGAAACCCACUACAGUAUUGGUUAUAUAAAGAGCUAUUUUUCAUAGAAUCUGUUAUUCCUUUUUGAAAAGUUAUUUUCAGAAGACUUAUCUGUAGAGCAUAUUCCUAACCAUUAACCAAAUCUACCUCUUUUUUUUGACAGAAAUUGUCCCAAACCAGGCCAAGACAUUUAUAAUACAAUCCUGUAAAUCUCUAACUGGAAUUAUUUCUGAAUUUAAAACUAAAAGUAUCUCAUGCUUCAAAUAUAUGUUUAUUAAAUGAUACAUUUGCUGAUUGUCUUUUCUGAAAACUUGGGCCUUGCUUUAACAUGAUUUUUUGAAAUUAGGAAACAGUUCUAGCUUUUAUUCCUCUCAGAAAUACGUAGUAGCUCCUAUAUGUAACAUUCUGUCAAAAGUCUUAUCAGUGAAGGUCAGAUUUUAGACCAUAUUUUAAAAGUAUAAUUUGUAAAGCUAGUAGAUACACUGUAUUACAGCCGAGUAGGAUCUUUUUCAUGUGCAGCUUUGUCUUCCCACCAUGUUAGAUGGGAAAAUAUUUUAAUACUCUCAUAUCCUCCUUUGAAAGUGGUUAUGGUUCUGCCAUCAAGAAGAGAGAGUAUUGGUCCAGAGCAACCUGGAUCUACAGGGUAGGAUAUAAGCACUGGAUAAACAAAUGAGGAAAUGGAGGAUGAUUCCUGCUUUGAGCUAAAGAGCCUAUAGAUGUAGCAAACUUCUACAGAGAUGCUAAUACUCUAGGAUAUAUGUGCAGAACUUUGGACAGAGGAUAGCUUUGACCUUCAAAGGUUAUGCCAUGGGGCAGAAUGAAAAUAGGAGUUCAGUAAUGGGAGGAAGAAAGUAAAGAAUUGGAAAGCCCAUAGGAACCAGUGGACAAAGAGUUCCAGCUCACUUUCUCUGUUUCAAAAUUAAUAAAUAAUGGAGUACAUUUGUUUCUGAGUUGACUUGAAAAACUGCCUGAAUGUUUUGCUAUUAAAUCCAUCUGUUAUUGUAAAAUCAGUACAGUUCAUUGAUUCCUCCCACCAUCAGAUCUUCUGUUGCUAUAAUUUAUAAAUUAGAUUCUGGGUAGACCUGAUACUUCCCCCCCCCCCACACCCAUCAAAAUUUCUGAUAUAAAACCAGAUGUAAUGUUAAUUAGGAAAUGCAAAUUCCCCCUGAUCAAAUUCUGUGCCAUCUCCAUCUCUGUUCAUCCAUUAAAUGAAUUUUAUCAAUUGUUUUUCUAUUAUGGUUUCUUUGAAUUUGGGUGUCUGCAUGCAUUGGAAGUACCUGCCAUUCAGACUUAGUUACCUAGAAAAAAAGCGAAUCAGAAGAAGGAAUAUCACAUUUAGGUACACCCAGAGGAUAACAAUAUCUCUGGGAUCAAUAUUAAUAAAGGAGCAUGAUGAAAAGACAGUGGUAUUGGUAACAUCUAGAUCAAGGAAGGAGGUAAUUUAAACAAGCUCGCUGCUGAUUUGAACCAAGCUAACAAGGCUAAAAGAGACAGUAAUAAAAUGAGGAAUUUAAAACCUUGUUUAAUCUGAUGCAAACUAUACAGACAAAAAGGUGGCAUAAAAUAUAGUACAAAUAUUAAAGUUGGCCAUUAAAUGUGUGUUGAUAAUCCUUGCUGCUACACUACUGAAAUUUAACAGUAGUUCCAGAACCACAUAUAAGAUCUUGCUAAGGAGGGGGGUGUUCAGUUUUGGAUCUCUGCUCUAGACAUCGGUGCGAUAUUAACACAAAUAUAUGAUUUCUCUUGUUCCCUUAUUUUCCCAUUAGGGCAGGGCUUGCAAUAGCAUCUGUGGAACCUUAACAUUGAAUAAUGUUUAAACAACAUUACUAAAUUUAGGAAGACUUUGCUACUCAAAGCCUUGCAAGAUUUAGGGUAGUUGAAUGCAACAUUUCAUGCAAGAUACUGGAGUUAUCCUGUGAGAUCUUGGAUAUGAUAAUCAUUGGACUUUGCAGAUAUUUAUCAUUAUUGUAUUACCCUUGUUUAUGCACCAGUGCCUUUGUAUGAAAUAGUGCCUGGAAAAAUUUCCAGUUGAUACACUUCACGAUGCAACUUAACAUUUUGAUGACAUGGCUGCUGAUGGGAAGGUUAAUUUGAAUGUUGUUUUCCAACAUAAUUUAUUGAAAUCUUUGAGAUUUCAGUCAAUAUUUACUAUGAAAUUCACCCUGUUGAGGGAAAAAAUUCAUUUGCUAUUUGUAUUUGAUUUAUAAACGAUGCUAAUUUUUAAGGUGCUAUAAGAUUUCUUGUCACUUUUACUUCUUCAAUACUUUCUAAGAUAGUGCAUUGUGUGGUACUCAGUAGUAAGUCAUUUGCUGCUAUGAAAUGGAUUGUAAUACUUGAUAUGUAUAUUACAGCUCUGUUGUAUAAAUACAAAAAAUAGCUACUUAAGCUAUUAAGAAUCCUGUUAUGUUACUGUGCAGUAGCUUACAAUAUAUUCUUACGACAUGAAAAGGAAGUAAAUAUCUAGUGAUAUUUUUAAAGUAUAAUAAGGUUGCAGUUUUCUAGAAACAUGGAAUCAGUUUGGGAAGAUUAAAAUUUUUAAUUCUCAUUUUUCUGAUGAAACCUGCCAUAUGAGAGUGGGAAUUAAUAUUUUAUAGCUUUGUAUCAUGUCACUGUAACCUUAGAAGGGAAGUCUAAGGCAUUCAACUGCUUGAACCACAGAGCUUGAACAAAAUGACGAAUGGAAUUUACAUUUACAAUUUUUAAAAACUCAUGUUUUGAUCACAUUUUGAUCAUUAGUUGUUGCAAAUCUUUUGGCCAGUGAAUGUGUUUUGAAUAUAAAAUUAAGACAUAUUUGAAGUCAAUCUGAAAAUUUAAAUGGCCUGUUAAAUAUGUGAAUGAUGCUUCAUCAUUAAAGGGGAGAGGCUUCCUUCUUGGAAGAAAAAGGAGAUCUUGAAAAUCAGCUUACUUUUAAUUUUUAAGUAUGGAUUUUCAGUUCCAUCUGCUUCCUGUCAUAGUCUAUUAAGACAACUCAAAGUUAUAGCCUGAUUCAUUGGUAUUUUUUUCAGCCUCUGUUUCCUCUACCUGUCCAAGCAUUGGCAUGGACUGCAAAGCAUUUUUUGUGUUCUGCUCCUUGCCAUCUUUUUUAUGGCAUUGCCAUGUCCUUCCUUGUAGCCCUGAACAGAAUUCCAUUGCUCAAAUAAUCUUCCAAUUGUCUAUAUACUCUAUGUAAUUUACUUGCUGCUUCUCUGACCUUGGAUUUAAGAAAAAAAUAGUGUUGGUAUUUUUUUUUCAUGCACCUCUUCCGAUGUUGCUUGUACCAUAAAUAAAUUUCUAGUCUAGUUCAUAUGAGACAUUUGCUUUAAAAGGGGAGAAAUGGUGAGAUGCAUUGUGCUUUUUUAAAAAAAACCUGAAGGAAAAUCAUACAAUUUUGUAGCUUCUGCAUGUAAUAGACUACAGCAAAUAUCCAUAGCCAUAAAGGAUAUGUGCUUGUGCUAAUCUUUUUUUCUUUAGGAUUUUGCAUAAUCAUUUUUUUAAUAAAACGUAUCUAUUAAAACUUUUUAAAAGAGGGAAAGACUUAGAUUUAAGUCCAUGGCAGAAGACAUAUAAUUUAGCUUUGCUAUAAGAAAUGUUAGUUAAAUGUCAUAAUUUUAGGCCAAAUAUGACUAUAAGAACACUACCUGUCCCAGUUAUAAUCCAUAGCACUUCCCCAGAUAUUCCAGUGAUCUCCUUAAUCCUGUUUAUCUAUGUUGGCUCCCUCUUCUUCUGCUUCCCUCAGCUUUGCCAAGAACAGUUGUUGUUUUUUAUUAUAGUUCGCCAUGUAUUUGAAUCACAUGCCCAGCUCUCAAGUUUCUCCUUCUGAUCAUUGUCUCAAGGGAACAGUCUUUAUUUUCUUUAGAACAGGUUGAAUUGGUUCCCCUUGCUGUCUAGGGUUCUCUCGGUAAUAGACUCCAAAUCCAUAAUUUGAAGGUGUCUAUUUUCUUUACUUUCAGUGCUCAGCUUUAACAGAUAAACAUAUCAUUGGAAAAAACACUGAUGUUCUGAAUUUUAAUGGCAUUAGUGUGUGCUUCUCCUUCAUGAACUUGUUUAAAUUUGUCAUUAGGUUCUUACAAUUAAUUUCUUUUUUACUCUACAGUCUUUAGGUUCUUGAACAAAAGACAAAACUAUCUCCCACUAUCUCAUUCUUCCCAUAAACUAUAAAUUGUCCAAAUAUGCAGAUUGCCAUUACCUUUAUCUUAAUGUUUAACAGUAACCCUGAUUGUUUACUUCCUGUUUGUAAUUUCAUAAUAUUCUCUUCUAUGUCUUCUUUAGUUUCAGCACAACAUGGCAGUGCCUGCCUAUUUUAAAUUUUUACAAAAAGUUUUGAUACCUGUGACCAUCUCUUCUAAUCCUGCUACUUUUAUUAUUUGUUAAACAAAUUCAACAACAGCAUUUUUGUUUUGUCCCUACUCAAAUUAACACCAUUUUCCAAACUCAGUUUUCACAUAAUGAACAUAAUGUAAAUAUAAAACAAAAACAUAAAACGUAAUGAAAAAUA
Molecule: messenger RNA, 10554 nt
Organism: Pantherophis guttatus
Lineage: Eukaryota; Metazoa; Chordata; Lepidosauria; Squamata; Colubridae
Gene: SLC25A22
Product: solute carrier family 25 member 22
Biological process (GO): L-glutamate transmembrane transport; malate-aspartate shuttle; aspartate transmembrane transport
Molecular function (GO): L-glutamate transmembrane transporter activity; L-aspartate transmembrane transporter activity
Source: RefSeq, a predicted model, not a curated record